GAGCUUAGAUUAGUGUGCGAGAGUCAGACAGAGAGAGAGAGAGAGAGAAAGAGAAUUUCGAGUGAUGUCGAAGAUAACGUUAGGGAACGAGUCAAUUGUUGGGUCUUUGACUCCAUCGAACAAGAAAUCGUACAAAGUGACGAAUAGGAUUCAAGAAGGGAAGAAACCUUUGUAUGCUGUUGUUUUCAACUUCCUUGAUGCUCGUUUCUUCGAUGUCUUCGUUACCGCUGGUGGUAAUCGGAUUACUCUGUACAAUUGUCUCGGAGAUGGUGCCAUAUCAGCAUUGCAAUCCUAUGCUGAUGAAGAUAAGGAAGAGUCGUUUUACACUGUAAGUUGGGCGUGUGGCGUUAAUGGGAACCCAUAUGUUGCGGCUGGAGGAGUAAAAGGCAUAAUCCGAGUCAUUGACGUCAACACUGAAACGAUUCAUAAGAGUCUUGUGGGUCAUGGAGAUUCAGUGAACGAAAUCAGGACACAACCUUUGAAACCUCAACUUGUGAUUACUGCUAGCAAGGAUGAAUCUGUUCGUUUGUGGAAUGUUGAAACUGGGAUAUGUAUUCUGAUAUUUGCUGGAGCUGGAGGUCAUCGCUAUGAAGUUCUAAGUGUGGAUUUUCAUCCCUCUGAUAUUUACCGCUUUGCUAGUUGUGGUAUGGACACCACUGUUAAAAUAUGGUCGAUGAAAGAGUUUUGGACAUACGUCGAGAAGUCGUUCACAUGGACUGAUGAUCCAUCAAAAUUCCCCACAAAAUUUGUCCAAUUCCCUGUAUUUACAGCUUCGGUUCAUACAAAUUAUGUAGAUUGUAACCGUUGGUUUGGUGAUUUUAUCCUCUCAAAGAGUGUGGACAACGAGAUCCUGUUGUGGGAACCACAACUGAAAGAGAAUUCUCCUGGAGAGGGAACUUCAGAUGUUCUAUUAAGAUACCCGGUUCCAAUGUGUGAUAUUUGGUUUAUCAAGUUUUCUUGUGACCUCCAUUUAAGUUCUGUUGCGAUAGGUAAUCAGGACGGAAAGAUUUAUGUCUGGGAUUUAAAAACUUGCCCUCCUGUUUUGAUUACAAAGUUAUCACACAAUCAAUCGAAGAUGGUAAUCAGGCAAACCGCCAUGUCUGUCGAUGGAAGCACAAUUCUUGCUUGCUGCGAGGACGGGACUAUAUGGCGCUGGGACGUGAUUACCAAGUAGUGGUCUGAGUCUUGUAGGAAUUGAUGAAUUAGGAAUGUGGAGAGAUAUCCAUUCUUUUAUUGUAACUCUGAUCAUGGUUCUACUCCUUGAGAGAUGCUCUUUAUAGCCUUGUUAACUUCGACC
This is a messenger RNA of Arabidopsis arenosa, 1297 nucleotides long. The record is from the annotation of a GenBank genome assembly. NCBI's taxonomy places the organism in Eukaryota, Viridiplantae, Streptophyta, Magnoliopsida, Brassicales, Brassicaceae.